AUGAGAAAUAAAUAUUUUCUAUUACAUAGUUAUAAUUAUUAUUUUAAUAAUAAUAACUUAAAAAAACCUCUUUUCCUUUUACAACAAGCCAAAUGUUUAAGAACCAAAAAAAAAAAAAACUGGGAAUUACCUGAACGUACAGGAAUAUUUUCCCAAGGAGAAAAAAAAAAAAAUGAACAAUUGGCUAGCCAAACAUAUGAAAAAUAUUCCUUUGAUAUGGAUAAUAAAGAAAUGAACAACCAAAAUAACAAAAACAACAUAAACAACAUAAACAAUAAUAAUAAUUGUUAUAAUCAUAAAACUAAUUAUAACAAUUUUAUUACAAACAAAGAAAUGAAACAAAAUUAUAAUCAUACAAGUAAUGAUAAAAAUACAUAUAAUGUUACAAAUAACAAUAAUCUGAAACAUAAAUAUGAAGAAAUGAAAAAAAAAUUAUAUAAAAAAUACAAUUAUCAUGAAAUUGAAAGUGAUCCACACAAUAUUUAUAAAUAUGAUGAUAAUUAUGAAAAUAUAAAUGAAUUAAAUAUUCAUAAAAUGUUAUUAUUGGGUUUACAAAAUAUACAUAUAAAUGAAUUAAAUAAAAUGCAAAUAAAUAGCUUUUUAACAAUUCAACAAGGAAAAGAUACCAUAAUAAAUUAUCCUGACGGGUCAGGUAAAACUAUUGCAUAUUUAUUACCUAUAUUAAAUAAUCUUUAUUUCUUACAUGAUUAUUUAGAACAAAUAAUAUUAGACAGUUACAAUGAAAAAGAAAGUGGUGCAUCUAAUAAAAAUCUUAUAGAAAAAAAUUACAAAUUUAAUAAUAAUUUUAAUCUAAAUAAUGAAAUAAAUAAUUAUUUAUUGAAAUAUAGUCAUUAUAAAAAUAAUGUAUUUUUUAAAGAUAAUACUUUAGAUAUAUCAAAUAAACUCAAAAAUAAAAAAUUUGAUUUAUUACCUUCGUCCUUUGAUGAAACAUAUAAAAAUAAAUAUAUACAACGAAUAGGAGGUAGGAAAAGUAAAUGCAGAAAAAAAAAUAAAUUAGAUCAUUUUAAUGGCACAUCUCUUACUAUGGAUAAUAAUAAAAACGAAUUGGUAAUAAAUAAUAUAAGUAUAAUGAAUAAAUUAAUUGAAAUAAUAAAAAUAAAUAAUAUAAAAUUGAGUAACUUGAAUAGUGAUUACACCAAUGAAGAGGAAUUAAAAAAAUUAGACAAUAUAAUAAAAUAUAACAUAAUAAAUGGAAGUAACAAUGUAUAUAAAAAUAAAAAUGAUGAAAAUAAAUGUGUAAAGGAUAAUUAUAAUGAGGAGUCUAUUUAUAGAUAUUUAACUUUAAACCCUUUACAAAUAAACAAAACCGUUGUUAUAUUAACUAUUAAUAAAGAUAACAUAAGUCAAAUUAUUAAUGUUAUAAAAAAGUUAGAUAUAUUAAAAAGAAUUAAUAUACAAACCUUAAAUGAUGUACCUUACAGUGAUCAUAGUAAUAAUAAUGACCAUAUGACAGAUGAACAAAUUGGUGAUGAUAUAUAUAAUAUGCAUAAUACACACACGCAAACACACAAAAGAGAUAAUAAAUAUAAAAGAGCAUCAAAUAAUAUUCAUGAUGAGAAUGUAGAUAACGAUUAUUAUGUAAAGAAUAAUAUAAAAGAAGAAAAUUAUAAUUUAGAAAAUUUAGAGGUAUCAAAAGUUACACAUAUAGAUAAUCCAGUAUUGUGUAACGAUGAAAUAAUGUGGACAUAUGCAGAUAUUUUAAUCACAACUCCAGAUAUAUUUUUAAACAGUUAUAAAAAUAAUAAUAAAAUAUCCAAUAAAAUAAUACCAUCGAUUAUAAUAUUUGAUGAGAUAGAUAUGUUGUUUCAAAACAAUGCUUAUAGAAAUACAAUGAUGAAUAUAUUCCAGAUUAUUAAAAAAAGACCAGAAAUAUAUAACCCACAUAUUGAUAUAAGUAAUCAUAACAUAGAUAUUAUAAAUGAAUCCAUAGAUAAUGCUCUAAUUGAUAAAAAAGGUAAUGUUAAUGAAUAUGAAGAGUAUAUGUCAAAAAAUAUAGAUACACAUAAUAAUAAUAGUAAUGAUGAUACUUGUUAUGAUAAUUAUAAUAAUAAAUAUGUAAGAAAUGUAAAGAAUGACACAUGUGAUGUCGAUUUAAGUAAUAACAUUACAAAUACAUGUGAUAAUAUAAAUACUUUUUAUAAAAACAAAAACUAUAAUAAAAGAGACAAAAAAGAUAAAAAAGAGGACGCAGCAUUACCACUUAUACAACUAAUAUAUGUAUCUUCCACCUUACCUUCUGUUGGACCAACCACCGCGGGGAGUAUGUUAACAGAACGUUUUAAUAAUAUCAUCGAAAUUGUAAGUAAAGAUAAUUAUAAAAUACCCAAUAAUAUUCAAACACAGUGGAUAGAAUUAAAUAAAGAAAAAAUGAUAAACUUGUAUUUAUAUGAUGAUAGAGAAGUUGAAGAUAAUUUAAAAGAUGAUGAAGAAGGAAAAGAAAAAAAUGAAAAUAAAAAUAAUUCUGUAGAUUUAAAAGAUGUUUCUUUAUCUAACAAAAUUAAUAAAUUUGAGAAAUCGUCUUUUGAGCAUCGAUUGGAUAUAUUAAUAUAUAUUCUUAAAAAAUAUCACGAGAGAACUAUAAUGUAUGAUAUGAAAAGUUAUAAUGAUAAGUGUGAUAAGUAUGAUGAUAAUAACCAAUGUGGUGACAAAACAUCUAGUAUUAAAUAUUUUAAUAAAAAAAAAUUUAAAUUGAUUCACAAAUAUCCAAUACACAAAACCAUAAUUUUUGUAAAUAGUAUAAAAGAUUGUAUUAAAAUAUAUAAUUUUUUAAAAAAACAUAAUUGGCCUGUUUUUUCUUUUCAUAAAAAUUUAUCUUUAAAUUCAAGAAUACAAAAUUUACAUUCAUUUUCUUAUACACAUACAGCAAUAUUAAUAACAACCGAUUUGAUAAGUAGAGGUAUCAAUAUAAAAGGUGUAGAUCAUAUAAUUAAUUUUCAUUUCCCUUUAGAUGUAAUUACAUAUAUUCAUAGAUUAGAAAAAAUAAACAGUUUAAAUAAUAAUACCAUAGAAAAUUAUCAUAAUAAAAAUAUAAGUACAUCUACAUUAGAUAUGAAAAAAAGAAAUGACGAAAAAAAACAAGCUGAAAAACAAAUAUAUUUAGUAACGAAUUUCAUUUCUACUUCAAAUUAUCUUUUGGCUGAUUCCAUAAGAAAUUAUGAAUAUUCAAAUACAAGUUUGUUAUCAUUAUUUUCUAGAAAAAAAUCUUUUAAGAUGAAAAAUAAAAGGAAGAUGAAUGAAAAUACAUCUAAUAGAUACAUAAAUAUGGAAAAAUUAAAAGAAAUUGAACUUGAUAUAAAUGAUAAGAAGCUCAUUAGUUUGUUUGAUGUAGAAGACGAAAGGGAUAAGGUGGAAAAUAAUUCGUUAUCAGAUAGGAGUAAUAAAAAUAAUUCUUAUGUGAAGGCUCCUUUUACUGUAUUUACAUUAGAAGAUGAUACUGAUGAUGAGGAUGAAAAUGUAAGUGAAUAUAAAAAUGAUAAAUAUAAUGAUGAUAUUAGAUCGAAUGGGUUAUAUGACAAGUACAAUAUAUGGGAUAAAAAAGAAAAAAAUAAAAGUAAUAAUGAUAUUAUUAAUAAUAAUAGUAAUAAUAUUUAUAUAGAUUCUACAAAUAAUUAUCCAAGUGAUAAUUUAAUUCAUUUUAAGGAAACAAAAAAAGAAAGCAUUCAAAGAAAUUACAAUAUUCCAAAGAAGAAUAAUUUGAAUAUUCCAUCAUGGAAUGAUGUUCAAUUUGAUCACAAAAAAUAUAUUAUAGAAAGGUUUAAACAGAAAGAAUGUUAUUUAAUGAAUCAGGUAAAAAGAGGAAAACUCAUAUUAAAUAAUUUUGAAUCUAAUAAUGAUGAGGAUGAGCUUUUAUUUUGA
This is a messenger RNA of Plasmodium gaboni, 3876 nucleotides long. RefSeq names its product putative DEAD/DEAH box helicase. Gene Ontology annotation, biological process: maturation of LSU-rRNA from tricistronic rRNA transcript (SSU-rRNA, 5.8S rRNA, LSU-rRNA). Gene Ontology annotation, molecular function: ATP binding; nucleic acid binding. The coding region runs from base 1 to 3876 and encodes 1291 amino acids. The transcript has a single exon. Gene Ontology annotation, cellular component: nucleolus. The record is from RefSeq and is a predicted model, not a curated record. Lineage: Eukaryota; Apicomplexa; Aconoidasida; Haemosporida; Plasmodiidae.